Lotus japonicus is the source of this 1051-nucleotide messenger RNA. RefSeq names its product dehydration-responsive element-binding protein 1E-like. Gene Ontology annotation, biological process: regulation of DNA-templated transcription. NCBI's taxonomy places the organism in Eukaryota, Viridiplantae, Streptophyta, Magnoliopsida, Fabales, Fabaceae. The record is from RefSeq and is a predicted model, not a curated record. The transcript has a single exon. Gene Ontology annotation, molecular function: DNA binding; DNA-binding transcription factor activity. The coding region runs from base 89 to 763 and encodes 224 amino acids.
UUCAGCAAUCAAUCACCUGAAAGAAACCAACAAGAUCAUCGAAUUCCCCCAUUCCAAACAGUAGUAAUCUUCAAUUCUCAAUUGGAUCAUGAGCCUUUUCAAUUCAACAUUCGACGAGUUCAACUACGGCUACCAGUCGCCAGAAACAAGCUCCUACACCACCACCACCACCCGCAGCGAAGAGGAAGUGGUAUUGGCAUCGGCGCGGCCAAAGAAGCGAGCUGGGCGGCGAGUAUUCAAGGAGACCAGGCACCCUGUAUAUAGAGGAGUGCGGCAGAGAAACUCCAACAAGUGGGUUUGCGAGAUGCGAGUUCCUAACGACACUAAGAGGAUCUGGCUCGGGACAUUCCCGACACCCGAAAUGGCGGCGAGGGCGCACGACGUCGCCGCGCUUGCUCUCCGAGGGCAAUCAGCUUGCCUUAAUUUUGCCGACUCCGCGUGGCUGCUCACGGUGCCGGCGUCAACCGAUGCGGAUGAGAUAAGGAGGGCUGCGGUGGCGGCGGCUGAGUCAUUCGCGCCUGGGAAUGAGGUGAUGGAAGAUGCGAAUCAAACUCUACAGCAGCAGCAACAAGAACAAGAACAGGGGAUGAUGUACGGGGAAGAAGAGGUUGCGGCGGCGGUGCCGGAAUUUGAAGACUUUCAUGAUUUGCUUAUGAGCAUUGCGAAUGGUCCAUUGCUGUCUCCUCCACCUCCUGCAAGAGAUGGUAGGGACUGGAAUGACGUGGAGAUGUUUGAUGAUGGAGUGUCACUGUGGAACUUUUGACCAAUUUGGCACGUGGAUGCCCUAUAUGUGAGUUAUUGAUUUUGAGAUGCUGAAGUGUCUUUGGGAUAUUUUUUAUGAAGGCCUUUUCAAAAAGUCUUUGAUUAUUUUCUAGCCCAAAAUUAGUAGUUCUAGCUGUGUGCUUAUCUUCCCAUAUUAGGAAUGGAAGAAGUUAUGUUUUGGACUUAUCCUUAGCUCUAUGAGUUAGCUUCUUAAUUUUAUGUACAAGUUGAUAUUUUUCUAUUAAGAUAAAGAGGGCCAGAAAAUUGGUUAUCGCCUCAUUUUAUUUUA